Dipodomys ordii (Ord's kangaroo rat) is the source of this 1526-nucleotide messenger RNA. It is a transcript of the gene Mtx1, whose product is annotated as metaxin 1. Bases 406 to 1401 code for a protein of 331 amino acids. The record is from RefSeq and is a predicted model, not a curated record. Gene Ontology annotation, cellular component: SAM complex. The transcript has 4 exons. Gene Ontology annotation, biological process: mitochondrion organization. NCBI's taxonomy places the organism in Eukaryota, Metazoa, Chordata, Mammalia, Rodentia, Heteromyidae.
UCCUUGUACGUGCCUUCAAGUGAGCACCAGGGUCAAGAUGAUCUUUAAACUUUACUGUCGGCUCCCAACAUAUUAGUUUCUUAUGCUACAGAGGGAAAACUGAGGUUCAGUGAGUUUUAAGAAUUGUACUUAAGCUAGAGGCAUGACUUAAGUGGUAGAGCACUUGCAUAUCAAGCAUGAAGUUCAACCCCAAGUACCACCAAAGGGGGGAGGAUAUGGGGGGGGUGUGUGUUCAAGAGAUUACACAGCGAUAAAGGCUGUUCAGGGUGUGGAAGGAUAUGUGUUGAGGAACAGACUGAAGCUGGGAAAGAUAGAGCAGGAUGAGACUGAUAUGGGUGGAACUUAGGUUUAGUGGUGGCACCUAGGCUAUGGAAUGAAACAGAAGAAAUAGCCAAGAGCUGGGCCAUGAGGGAACAAGCUGGGGAGAUGGAGCGGAAGUAUAAUGCUGAUUAUGAUCUAUCAGCUCGGCAAGGAGCUGACACCUUGGCUUUCAUGUCUCUACUAGAGGAAAAACUGCUCCCGGUGUUGGUAAGUAUGUAUAGACCUCCCAGUGUUCACAGCCUGCAGGGAAGGGUCAGGCUGAUAUACCCCCACAGAGCACUGUGGGGGUCAGAAGCCUAUUCUGUGUCAGGCAGGUACACUAGUUCAGACAUCCCCUUCCUUCCUGCCUACCCAAUCCAGAUACAUACUUUUUGGAUAGACACCAAGAACUACGUAGAAGUGACCCGGAAGUGGUAUGCAGAGGCUAUGCCCUUUCCCCUCAACUUCUUUCUACCUGGCCGCAUGCAGCGGCAAUAUAUGGAGCGGCUGCAGCUGACGAAUGGGAAGCCCAGUCCUGAGAAUGAGGAAGAAGUGGAGAAGGAGCUGUACCAAGAGGCUCGGGAAUGCCUAACCCUUCUCUCUCAGCGCCUGGGCUCUCAGAAGUUCUUCUUUGGAGAUGCCCCUGCAUCCUUGGAUGCCUUUGUCUUUAGCCACCUGGCACUGCUACUGCAGGUAAAGAUGCCCACUGGGAAACUGCAGAUACACCUUCGGGGGUUGCAAAACCUCUGUGUCUACUGUUCCCACAUUCUUAGCCUCUACUUUUCCUGGGAUGGAGGUAAGGAGCAGAUGGAGGGGGCAGUCUUGGGAAGAAUGCCUGGGAUCCAGGGACUAGCUCCCUGCCCACUUUCCUUUUCUUGUUCCUCAGCUGCAGUGCCACCUCCACGUCAGACACCAGCAGCCCCAGAUACUGAAGAGGAGCCAAACCGGCGCCGGAACCAGAUCCUGUCUGUGUUAGCAGGGCUGGUAGCCAUGAUGGGCUAUGCCUUGCUCAGUGGAAUCAUCUCUAUCCAGAGGGCAGCCCCUCCUCAUACCCCAGGCACCCGGGCCCUGGACAUGGUUGAGGAGGAUGAAGAGGAAUGAUUUGUCCUCAUGCUCUUAGGACUGGUUUUUCAAUUGUGCAUUCCAUAGGUCUCUCUGGCUCCCCAUUGUUGAGACAGCCAGAAAUGGGUACUCCCCACCCCUAGAAUAAAGCCGCUCGCACUGAC